AGGAGAGUUGACAAAGUCUUCUGGUGUCAUUCCAAGGAAUUUAUUCGUCUACGUGUUUUAUUUUGAAAUUAAGAAAUUACGGAGAAUGAUCGAUGUGCGACCUGUGAUUAGACUUGGAUCGAUAAAUAUGGAAGUUGAAGGUAUCCAUGGCUAGCUUCUAUUAUAUAUACAUACAGAUUACCGCAUGAUCAUAUCUUCAGUGUUCUUCUCAUUUUCUAAGCCCGCAAAUUACCAAUAUUCCCUUCCACAAUUCAGCUUCUAAAUCUCUUGAAUUGCAUUAAUGGCCACCCAAACACCCUCUUCAUCUACUUCAGAAGUUAGUACGAACAGAGAAAGAGAUGAUUCAUCUUCGCCUCGAUGGAAAUAUGAAGUUUUCCUUAGUUUCUAUGGCAAAGACACUCGCAAGGGUUUUACGGAUCAUCUACAUGCUGAUUUAAAACGGAAAGGCAUUCUCGUCUUUAGGGAUGAUGAAGCACUCAAGCGAGGAGAAUACAUUUCUCAAGCGCUUCUGAAAGCAAUUCAAGAAUCACAAUACGCGAUCGUCAUUUUCUCUGCAAAUUAUGCUUUGUCCAAAUGGUGCCUCAUGGAACUUGCUGAGAUAGUUGAAUGGGAGGAAAAGAAAAGGCUCAUAGUUCUUCCUAUUUUCUACCAUGUGGAUCCUUCUGACGUGAGAAAUCAGAGUGGGUCUUUUGCAGAAGCGUUCACUGCACAUGAAAAAGAUCCCAAGAUAGACAAGAAAGAUACGGAUAUGUGGAAAAAUGCUUUGAGAAAAGCCGGCAGUAUCGCCGGAUGGCACAUACACGACGGGUAUGAAUCAACAAUUAUACAAGAAAUCAGCGGACGUCUAUCUCGUGAGUUGAAUUCCAAAUUCUCACGUCAUGAUUAUGAUAAACUUGUUGCAAUAGACUCCCAUGUAGACAAAAUGAUGGAGUUAUUGGAUAUGGAAUCGGAUGAUGUUCGCUUCGUAGGAAUUCAUGGGAUGGGUGGCGUUGGUAAGACAACGCUGGCCGAAAUAAUUUAUGAUAGAGUUUCUUCUGAUUGUCGAUUUGAAGGAAGCAGCAUUAUUUCUUGUGUUAGAAAAAACUCUGCUACUGCUUGUGAUCUAUCUUCUUUACAAAAAGAACUCCUUUCUACAAUCAUGCAAGAGGAAAUACAUGUAUACAAUCAUCACCAGGGAAUUGGGAUGAUAAUGAAGAGGCUGCAGAAUAAAAGGGUUUUUAUCGUCCUUGAUAAUGUGGAUAGCGACAAGCAACUAACGGCAUUAGCAGGGGAUCGGAAAUGGUUUGGUCCAGGGAGUAGGGUGAUUAUAACUAGCAGAGAUAGUCAUCUAUUGAGAACACAUGAAGUGAAGCAUACCUAUAAGGUUAAGCCGCUUGAAACAACAAAAGCUUUGCAACUCUUUAGUUUGUCAGCCUUCAAGAAAACCCAUCCAAUAGAGGAUUACAAGGAUCUAUCUAUGGAUUUUGUAAAUUAUGCUCAAGGCCUUCCUUUAGCUCUUAAAGUUUUGGGUUCCUUGUUAUUUGGGAGAAAAAUAGAGGCAUGGAAAAGUGAGAAAGAUAAACUAAAAGCAAUUCCUGAUCCAAAUAUUAUGGAUGUACUUCAAAUAAGUUUUGAUGGGCUGCAGGAAUCGCAAAAAGAGUUAUUUCUGGAUCUGGCGUGUUUGUUCCGAGGACAACAUAUGGUGGAUGACAAAUUUUAUGAGAUGUUGGAAAGUUUUGGUCAUUAUCGCAUCGACAUUGACGUUCUCGUUGAGAAGUCCCUCAUAAGCAAAUCACAAAUUGGAUGGUUGUCCAUGCAUGAUUUGCUAGAAGAACUGGGCCGGGAAAUAGUUCGCCGUGAAUGCCCUCAAGAACCAGGAAAACGUAGUAGACUAUUUCGUUUGGAGCAUCUCUAUCAAGUACUGAAGAAUGAUACUGGAACUGAUGCAAUUAAAGGCAUAGUCAUGGAUUUUUGUCCUAAAACGGAACACACACUCAACGCCAAAGCAUUGCCAAAAAUGAGAAAAUUGAGAUUUUUUAAAUUCCAUCAUUCUCAAAAUAUAAAAUGGGAUGGAUACCCUUUAGAACACAUGCCAACCAAUGAGUUGAAACGCCUAGAGUGGUCUGGAUAUCAUUUGAGAUCCUGGCCGAGCAGUUUCCAACCAAAAAAUCUUACUGUACUGAGGAUGCCUUUCAGCCACAUCACACAACUAUGGAAGGGCUCGAUGGAUUUAGACAAUUUGAAGGAAUUAGAUCUGAGCCAUUCUGAGAACUUGAUUGAAAUACCAGAUUUGACAGGAGCCCCAAAUCUUGAGAACAUAAACCUGUAUGGUUGUAAAAGCUUGUGUGAGGUCCACCCAUCCAUCGGAAGUCUCAAACGAUUAAAACGAUUUUCACUUCUGCUAUGUUCAAGCCUUGAGAAGUUGCCAGACCUGAGUAAGUUGGAAUGCCUGAAAUAUUUUAGGGCAACGAAAACUGCUAUAACACAAAUACCAUCUGUCAAUCUACUCCCCAAGAGCAAUUGUUGGUUUAGUCUUCAAGGACGCAAGUUGAUGAGAGAUCCCACCUAUGAUAUCGGAUCACUUGUAGAAUGUUAUAUGGAAGGAAAACAUGGGGUGCAAGUAGUGUGCAUUGAUUUUGACGGCAAAGCAGAAAAAAUUUUAGACGUCGCAGGUGGAAUUGUUGGGAAAUUAUAUGGCGAUGCGAUGAUGAUAAGUGGGUGGUCGCUGGGAUUCAAUAUCCCGGAGUGGGUCCGGUAUAGAAGUAAUGGCUCCUCUGUAACGAUAGAUUUGGAUGGUAUUACGAAUCCGUAGAUGGGGUGUGCUCUCUUUAUUGUUUGUGAUUCUGAUGAAUUCUAUCCCCUUGAUGAAUAUACUUCAAUUUCUUCGUUAUUCAACGAUUUGACUCAAUUUUCAAGGGUGCGUCUUGACUUAUUGUUUGAGAGGGAUGAAGAAGAAUAUUGGGAAGAAUGUUCUUUUGAUGAAGAAGAAUAUUGGGAAGCAUGUUCUUUUAGUUACAAAUAUAUGCCUCCUCUCUUGGACGAUUGUUUAACUAAGGGUAUUGGAUUCUGGGUGUAUAUACCGGCAGUUUUGCAAUUUUUGCAGUUUUUGAAUAUACGAAGGAGGCUCAUUAAGAUUUCAUUUGAAGCAUGCUUGUUUGAUGACAACCGUAUGAUGGGUCAAUGGAUAAAAGUGAAAGAAUGCGGGGUGCAUUUAGUAUGUCCAAAUGAUGGUGCCAAGUCAGAGUUCUUUAAUAGCAUUGCUCCUUUUCGCCGUUCGGUAUCUUCAGAUUCGGAUUCAAAUUCAGAUUUCCAUCGUAUAUAUAGUGCUGUUAUUCAAAAGAAAGAGGAAGCGGGAAUUGUAGAAUUUAGUUGAGUGAACUCAGUGGAACUAUUUCAUUGACCAUUCAGAGAGAUGUGCGAAAAUUUUGAGGAUCUUAAACUUUAAAAUCCUCAAAUAAUGUUAUCUACUAUUAAUUUGCAGUGGAUUUAAAUUUACCAUUUACCAAAAAGGCUUUUUGUUUGUUUUUUUUUUUUUUUUUUAUUCUGGAUAGCUUUUUAUUCAGAAACAGUACUGGUUCAUAAAAUUCUUAAGAUGGAAAACUAUAGCUAUUCUUUCUGUUGGUGUUUAUAAGUUUAUUGUGCAUUAGAAUUUCAAUGUUCUAUAGUUUCUUGUGCUUCAAAGUAUCACGAGAUGUGUAUCUUAAUUUGCAAAAUACUUCUACUAUUAGGAAUUA
Molecule: messenger RNA, 3713 nt
Organism: Carya illinoinensis
Lineage: Eukaryota; Viridiplantae; Streptophyta; Magnoliopsida; Fagales; Juglandaceae
Product: disease resistance protein RUN1-like
Exons: 5
Coding region: 281-2791 (836 amino acids)
Biological process (GO): defense response; signal transduction
Molecular function (GO): ADP binding
Source: RefSeq, a predicted model, not a curated record